This is a messenger RNA of Musa acuminata AAA Group (dessert banana), 4459 nucleotides long. RefSeq lists its product as uncharacterized. The record is from RefSeq and is a predicted model, not a curated record. Bases 339 to 3305 code for a protein of 988 amino acids. Gene Ontology annotation, molecular function: mRNA binding. NCBI's taxonomy places the organism in Eukaryota, Viridiplantae, Streptophyta, Magnoliopsida, Zingiberales, Musaceae. The transcript is spliced from 21 exons.
GUCGUACAGCGGGCGGUUUAUGUACUCGCCGAGUUAGCCCGAGCCCUAGCCUGCUAUCCCGACGCCCCAUCGGACAGUCAUUCUUCCCUCGCGGCCGCGAUCACCCACGGCGCUCCACCGCAACUUCUCCUUGCUCCCCAUCAUCGGCUUACCAUUCACGACGCACCGUUGGUUUACCCAGCAUCGCCGCGACCUCAUCGACGCUUCGACUUUGGGGACGUUGCCAUCUUUACCGAUCUUUUAACCUCCUCCUACCAACCAUCUAACCGCGUUGCCAGUGUGUUGGCUACGAGCACUCAAAGGGAUAGCAUACUUGUAGCAGGCUAAUAAGUUCAUAAAUGGGGAAGAGGAAACGGGAUGAGAACUCUGGUCAGAAGAAUGCAGGUGGUGUGCACUGUCCCUCCACUAUCUUUGUUUCCAACCUCCCCUACUCAUUUAAGUCCUCAGAGCUAGAGGCAUUGUUCAGCGAAGUUGGACCUGUGAGGCGCUGCUUUAUGGUCACUUCGAAGGGAUCAGAAGUGAGCCGGGGUUUUGGCUUUGUCCAAUUUGCCACUGUUGAAGAUGCUGAGCGUUCAAUUCAACUUAAAAAUAGAUUGGCUGUAGAUGGUAGAAAAAUAAGUGUCAAACUUGCAAAGCAUCGCCUUCCUCUUGAGGAACGCCAGCUAAAGGCAAAGAAUGUGCAUUCAGAUGAUAUAGAUACCAAACAUAAUGAGAUUCUUCAUUCAACAAGUGUGACUGAGCAUAAAGGAUGUUUACGGGCACAAGACACAGGAAGUUAUACAACAAAACCACCAAGAAGCAUUGUAGAUGAUGGCAAAGGAAUUUUGUUAGCAAGCAAGGACCCAGCUGUUGAAUUUCCAGGCUCAGAAAAGCAGAGGGUUGCUAGAACAGUAAUAUUUGGUAAUCUAGUUAACUCUGAGAUGGCAGCCGAUGUCUUUCAGCAGGCUGGAGAAGUCGGCACCAUAUGCUCAAUUAGUUAUCCUCUUCCAAAAGAAGAACUAAAACUACAUGGGCUUGCUCGAGAUGGUUGUAAGUCAGAAGCUGCAGCAGUACUUUAUACGACUGUCAAAUCCGCACGUUUUUCUGUUACAAAGUUACAUCAACAAGAGAUAAAUGGUGCAUGUGUUUGGGCUCGCCAAUUGGGUGGGGAGGGUUCAAAAGCUAGAAAGUGGAGAGUAAUUGUUAGGAAUUUGCCAUUUAAGGCUACAGUCAGUGAGAUAAGAGAAAUAUUUAGCUCAGCAGGGUUUGUGUGGGAUGUGUUGAUCCCACAUAAGUCAGAUGAAGGAGUUUCAAAAGGUUUUGCUUUUGUUUCUUUCACAUGCAAACAAGAUGCAGAAAAUGCCAUUAAAAAUAUUAAUGGGCGAGUAAUUGCAAAACGAACUGUUGCUGUUGAUUGGGCAGUUUCAAAAAGAGUAUAUUCAGUUGCAUCUGCUGCUGCUUCAGGGGAAGGAUUCCAGGAUGACAGUGACAAUGAGAGUAAAUCUGAAAGUGAUAGUGAAGUUGAUAGAGAUAAUGUGAGUACAGUUGACAUGAGUACAGAUGAAGUCAAUCUUGAUGGGCCUGUGAUUGAAAAGUUGACUGAGACUAAUGAGAAUGAAGUUAUCCCCAUUGAAGUUGAUUUCAGGUCAGAGGCAGAAGUUGCUAGAAAGAUCCUGGAUAACUUGAUCAGAUCAUCCACCAGCGUAUCUGAUGCAGCAACUCAUGGUUCAGAUUCCAGGACAGCUGAAAGUAUUACCGAGUCUUGGACCUCACAUCAUGUUGGACAUGUGGAACCUCCCUUGCCUAUAAAGAAAGAUGGAAUAGUUGGAAACAAAGUUGGCAAAGGAUCAGAAGCUGAAGUUCAAGAACUUGGGAAAAGAGACAAGGAUUUAGAUAGAACAAUUUUUAUAAGCAACCUUCCCUUUGAAAUUGAUAGUGAGGAGGUGAAAGAGAGAUUCUCUUCCUUUGGGAAGGUGCAAUCAUUUUUUCCUGUCCUCCACAAACUUACCAAGCGACCCAGAGGAACUGCCUUUUUAAUAUUUGAUAGCCCAGCUGCGGCAGAUGCUGCGAUUUCUGCAGCAAAUGCUGCACUUGGUUUAGGCAUCAUUAUGAAGGGAAGACCACUUAAAGUUUUGAAAGCUUUAGACAAGGAAUCAGUUCACAAGAAAGAACUUCAAAAUUUGAAGAAUGAGGCCCAUGACAGACGUAAUUUAUAUCUAGCAAAGGAAGGUGAGAUUCUUGCUGGAACACCAGCUGCUGAAGGUGUAUCAGAAAGUGAUAUGAGAAAGCGUGAGAUGUUGAUAAAGAAGAAGGAAGAAAUGCUGCAAUCUCCAAAAUUCCAUGUAUCAAGAACUAGAUUAAUUAUCUACAAUUUGCCAAAGACUAUGACUACAGAAGAAGUGAAAAAACUGUGUGUAAAUGCUGUUGUUUCCCGUGCUUCCAAGCAGAAACCUGUCAUUCAAAAGGUAAAGCUUCUGAAGGAUGUGAAGAAAGGAAAAGUUGUUAUAAAGAAACAUUCACGUGGUGUAGGUUUUGUUGAUUUCAAAGAACAUCAGCAUGCACUUGUGGCCCUGAGGGUUCUGAAUAACAAUCCUGAAACUUUUGGUCCUGAUCAUCGCCCUAUUGUAGAGUUUGCUUUUGACAACAUUCAGAAACUACGACAACAGAAAGCUAAACUGGAUUCUAUAAAGGAGAACAAUGCUAAGUCAGAAGAUGGGAAAAGAAAUUUGCAACAAAGGUUUCCGACUCCAACCACAGAGACAGACAUAGAUAAAGCGGGUAAGAAGUUAAAAAAUGCAAAGCACCAGAGGAUGCAAAGGAUAUCAUCCCAAGUAUCUGAACCUAGUGAAGGGACGACAGUGGAGCGAGAGUCCCCUGAGGAGGACACUAAUCCAGAAGUCAAGGCUGGGAAAAGUAAGCAGAAUAAGCAACAGAAGAAGGCUUCAAAAGGUGGAAAGGCUGAUUCACCCUCUAAUUCUAAGCACAUGAAGUCAGAGUCACAAUCGAAUUUGAUGCAAGUAGGCACACAUGCUAAAGAAAAGCAACUAAAUAAGAAGAACCAGAUGGAAAAGCCUAUUGACAAGACAACAGUAACAAUUCCUCGGAAAAGGAAGAGAAACACCAAACCUGAUGGUGGUUCAGAACAACAUAAGCCAGCUAGAAAAGCAAAGAGUAGAACGGACUCGUCAGGGGAAGAAAUAGUCGAUAAAUUGGACAUACUAAUCGAGCAGUACCGUUCCAAAUUUUCACACCAUGAUUCAAGCAAAACGAAAGAUGCUACAAGUUCUGGUCAUAAAGUCAGAAGAUGGUUUGAGUCAGGUUCUUAAUGUCAGCUCGAUCAAGUUUUUCUUAUCUCGCAAUAUAAAGCUUUGUGUUGGCUUAUCCCAAGGUUGAGAUGGAUGCGUCCCCGCACUCAAACUUUUGUGUAGGACCAAAUGCAACCAAGUGGUCGUGUUUUAAUUUGGAUUUUUUGAUAUUGGGGUUGGAAGCUCUACACUGAAUUUUUUUGAGAAUUUACUUGCCAUGUGUUGUAUCGCUCUCCGAAGAGGGGUCUUGUCAUGCCUGAGAAUGUUGCGGUUUCCUCUUGCUAUAUAUGAGGUGGGUCCCGCUAAACGCAGCAAUGAGAACGAAACCUACUUUGUUCGGUGUCUCGGCGGAGGCAAUGUAUCAUAGUUUUCUAGAUGACGCCUUGUCUGACGUCAUCCGCGAUCCAGUUCGGGUGGGGCCUUCAGUCGGGGACCGUAAAUAUCUCUUAUCGAGUGGGGCCGGCGGUCGUCGUAACCACCCGAUCUCUUCAGGGGCCGUUCGCGAGGCCUCGGCGGUUCUAGUCGCGCGUUCUGACGUGGUGACGUGCCCACCUGGUCCUUCCCUUCGCCCCGGAUACAUUGAACCGGGACAUGUUUUCCGUUCCCAUCCCCUUGCCCAUAUAGUCGGAGCCUCUUCCGCCCUCCAUCGCCCAACGAAAUCGGUCCUCAUUUCGAUCGACCACCAAAUUGGGAUUCCCAAUCGUCGUCCCAUCUCCUUCUGUCAUCACAGGUAAGAGAACCCGGCGGGAUGGCUCCUGCAAUGGCGGUACACACCGAAAGCGCCGGAAGGCAAGGCCUAGAUCUGGGGAAGGCGGCGCCUGCGUCGGAGGUGGAGGAGCUGAAGCGGCGGAACUCGAAGCUGGAGCAGGAGGUGAGAGAGCGAAGGGCGAGGGAGGAGGAGGCGCGGGCGGAGUUGGAGCAGACGAGGGCGCGGCUGAGGGUGGCGGAGGAGGCAGAGGAGAGCCUGUGCGCGCAGUUGGGAGAGCUGGAGGCCGAGGCCGUCGCCCACGCCCGUGCCUGCUACCUCCGCAUCAAGGAGCUCUCCGACCAGCUCGAGCUCGCACGCCGCGCCAUCCUCACCCGAUCCUCUUCCUCUCUUUCCUCGUUCUCCGAUGGAUCGUGAUGCCGCUGUUUUGAUGAGGAAAGGAGAACCCAAUAGAUUGUUCUAUUUGUCA